Messenger RNA from Aspergillus fumigatus Af293, 369 nucleotides. RefSeq lists its product as uncharacterized. The transcript has a single exon. The record is from RefSeq and is a predicted model, not a curated record. Lineage: Eukaryota; Fungi; Ascomycota; Eurotiomycetes; Eurotiales; Aspergillaceae. Bases 1 to 369 code for a protein of 122 amino acids.
AUGCCCUUUGAGAAUGCGCCAGCCAAUAUCCGUGCAGUCGUGACCUCAGAGAUCGACACAAUCCCUCCUUUAUCCAAAUGUACGAGGGAGCAUGCAGAUAUAUUUGCCGGUGAGGGCACUGAAACAGCUGCCCCAGAUGUGACAUGUCCUCUGGGCUGGCUUGAUCUUGACAUCUCAAGGUUUGACUCUGUUAGCUGCAUCCUACCCCGUUUGAGCAAUCAGGCGCACUUUCUUCUCCUGGCCUUGACUAAGAUCCGCCAGAAUGUUGGUCUCCCGAAGCCUGCCCUCCCCAGAGUCCGCAACACGGUUAUUGAAUGGUUCGGUGGUUUCGGCCGUUCGGCGUCUUACGAAAUCGAAAUCACUGACUAG